GCUGCACUUGUUCUGUUAGCAGUUUGCAGCGGCCAUUUCAAAGAGACCGUCACAAAGACAAGAGAGAGAUCAGAGAAGCAAUUCCCAAGAUGCUGGCACCCUGCCUUCUGAGAAGAGUGGUCCUUACAGUUCCUUUAGUUUUUGUGGUUGCACUGCUUCUCACAAAGCCUGUUAGAUCUGAUCAAGAAGCGGGAACAGCCGUACCAGCUGAAAGUCGUCCCUGUGUUGAUUGCCACGCGUUUGAGUUCAUGCAGAGGGCUCUGCAGGAUUUAAAGAAGACAGCAUAUAAUCUAGACACGAGGACAGAAACUCUGCUUCUUCAGGUGGAAAAGAGAAAUCUGUGCGACUGUGUAACUGCAAAUCUGCUGAACUGAAUCCUGGAGGCCAGCUAAGGAGUAUCACCUGUUCAGUGGUUUUUAAAAUGCAGCUGUAUAAAAUACAGCUGGAGUUCAUGUUGCAAGCAUGCAUGCCCCAAUAUGCCGAGGAAACUGGGGGGCUGUGUCUUAUGUAUUUGUCUGUUCUGUUUUUUUUUAAAAGAGUACCCUCUUUUCACAUCCACUGGUUGCCAGUAAGGGCUCAAUUCAGUAAAACUGUUACUUGGUAUUAGAGUGGGGGAGAAACGUACCUGCUUUGUUUUUUAAAUCAGAGUUGGCCAAGUGUAACCCACAAGAUAAAUAUGGCCAGCAGUGCUCUAGAGACACUUGCAGCUGUUUUUUGUCUCUAAUAUGAACAUAUCUCUGUCGCACCUUACCCAGUUAUAUUGAGACAGGGAAUUGUGGUCUCUGUAGGCUUUGCCUGUGUAUUAAAGAUGAUGGAAGUCUUUUC
Molecule: messenger RNA, 825 nt
Organism: Pygoscelis adeliae (Adelie penguin)
Lineage: Eukaryota; Metazoa; Chordata; Aves; Sphenisciformes; Spheniscidae
Product: neuropeptide-like protein C4orf48 homolog
Exons: 4
Coding region: 90-374 (94 amino acids)
Source: RefSeq, a predicted model, not a curated record